This is a messenger RNA of Vollenhovia emeryi, 4137 nucleotides long. RefSeq names its product homeobox protein SIX3 (gene Optix). Gene Ontology annotation, molecular function: RNA polymerase II cis-regulatory region sequence-specific DNA binding; DNA-binding transcription factor activity, RNA polymerase II-specific. The transcript has 3 exons. The record is from RefSeq and is a predicted model, not a curated record. Bases 803 to 2245 code for a protein of 480 amino acids. Gene Ontology annotation, biological process: regulation of transcription by RNA polymerase II. Lineage: Eukaryota; Metazoa; Arthropoda; Insecta; Hymenoptera; Formicidae. Gene Ontology annotation, cellular component: transcription regulator complex; nucleus.
UAGAGGUAGGGUCUAGAGCGCCAGCGAGACAGCCCGGUUGCAACGGGCGCGUACAAACGUAUCAUGCUGGGUAGGGCCGGUGCCGAGAUGCCGGCUUGUAAACGAAACCAGUUUGCUAUCCGAUACGAUCCAGGCAACAGCGGCCUCGCGUGAUAUCCCCACGACGUGGAAGAGCGUCAGCGCGCCUGGCCUAGUGGGUGUUACCUGAGCGACCUGGAGAACGGUCGCGCGAACCCACCUGACAGCGAUCUUCAAUGGGCAUCGGAGCUCUUCACAACGCGAUCCUGCUCCAAUUUAGACGUUGCCACGUGCCACCUUUCGGGGAUUGUUUCGAAAUUAAUCAGUGACGUGUCGCGACGCGCGCAAGAGAGAGAGAGAAAGAGAUAGAGAGAACGGGGAGAGAGGGAGAGAAUCGCUAAUGUGGGCUUUCAAAAUUUAGUACCUGCAGAAAUAGAGGCGCUUGUUUUUCGGGCAAUUCUCUCACCUCAUAAGAGAUUGUAACUUGUCGUGUCUCUCUCCAAAUGUCACAACACCUGAUCCGUUUGUACUUUUGAACCUUAGAAUUCUGUGGUGUCGAUAGUGAAGUGGCUAAUCAUCCAGUGACCGUCACGUCCGUUUGUAAUGUACGAGCGUACCGCGCGUGACUCCAGCGAAUCAUGAGAAGGUCCAAGAGCAAGCAUAAAUCGGAGCCGCGUGCUUCCUGAAUCCCGGACAAGACCGGGUGACAUCGAUACUCCGAGAAGACAAACUACGCUUAAGUCAAAAUUGGUGUAUCCCGAGAGAAUCACCCCGUUUCGGGAAGAUGUCCGCCGCUGGGACCACACCGCCAAACGCGAACGGUCCGCUUGUACCUUGCCCGUAUCUUGCCCUGCCAACCUUAUCUUUCUCCGUCAGCCAAGUGGCAACGGUUUGCGAAACCCUAGAAGAAAGCGGCGACAUCGAGAGGCUGGCCAGGUUUCUAUGGAGCCUUCCGGUCGCUCAUCCCAACAUUCAGGAAUUGAAUCAAAGCGAGGCUGUUCUCAGAGCGCGAGCCAUUGUGGCGUUUCACUCGGGACAUUAUCGGGAGCUCUACGCGAUACUGGAGAGGCACAAGUUCACCAAGGACUCUCACGGUAAGCUACAGGCGAUGUGGCUAGAGGCGCAUUACCAGGAGGCCGAGAAACUUCGUGGCCGACCGCUGGGUCCCGUGGACAAAUAUCGCGUAAGGAAGAAAUUCCCAUUACCAAGGACGAUUUGGGAUGGCGAGCAGAAAACGCAUUGCUUCAAAGAGAGGACUAGGUCGCUGCUCCGAGAAUGGUACCUCCAGGAUCCUUAUCCGAAUCCGGGAAAGAAGAGAGAGCUGGCCGCAGCGACGGGACUCACGCCGACGCAAGUUGGAAAUUGGUUCAAGAAUAGAAGGCAGAGGGAUCGCGCUGCUGCAGCGAAAAACAGCAGAAUGCAGCAACAGUCGGGGCAAGGAAACGGAAAUGCGCGGCGUACCCUGAGCCCGGGGCCCGGCGGCAGUAGUAGCGAAGAAUCCGACAUUUCCCUCGGAGGGACAUCCCCGCCAUCGCCAAGUUCCUCGCCGCCACCGAACCACCAACCGUCCCCGGUACCCCUUGGAACUCUCGGACCUUUGCCACCACCCUCUUUGAAUUUCCGUUUCGAUCCUACGCAGCCGCACUUUCGAUUCGGCCAUACGACGGCUUUCAAGUUUCCACCGACGAGCUUCCGAUUCGGACCGCACAGUCCGCAACCUAACCACCCGAAUAUGCCGGGUGGUGGAAUUUUCAGGUUCGCGGAGUCGAGCCCUUUCCAGGCUGUAGGGCCCAGGGGUGAUCCGGCGACGAGAGAAAAUGCAGUUCUCUCUUUACUCUAUUACAGACUGCCGGAUGCGCUGGGUUUGCCACCGCCGAGACUCCAUCCGCACGACGGUCUGCUACACCACCCGCACCCCCAGCACCAGCUGUCCGAAGGAAUAUCUAGGAUAUCUGAAACGUCGCGAUUAUCCGACGGCGGGUUAUCUCGUCUUUCGGACAGCUUAUCGGAGGCCCACAGCCCGCCGUUAAUGGCGGCAAAUCUGUCGGUCACUGGUCCGCUGAGGGUGGCUGUACCUAGCCCACACACCCCCUCGUCCCGAGGCAGCCCACCUCCCCGUCAACCGACACCUCAGAGUCAGUCCCAAGGUCAGGGGCUGAUAAGGGUCGCAACGCCACCGCCAGCGAAUCCGAGACCGCAGAUCCACAGGCCAUUCUCGCCCGCGUGAUACGACAAGGACGACGAAUCGCAAGACACCGUAGGCACGGAUGAUCGUCUCAUAUCGAAAAAGAGCUACAAGUGCGGUGACAUCGCGAACGAACGCUUCGAGGUGUUGUGAAGGCGGGGGAUCCGAUCAAGUGGACAGCGAUCUAGGUCUUCGCGGAUCGGCAAGUUCCACGAGGUACGGGGAAGAAUCGGUUGUGUCUAGGAAAUUAUAAAUGUGCGCGGUAUCGCAGAUCUGAUACGAUAUUCCACGGGAAACUUUUAACAAUUUCAUCAGGACCGAUACAACGGAACGGAUUAGGAUCGAUGAAGCUACGGAGAUUAUUCACAGAUAGAUGCAAGAUGUGAGCCAGUAUCUAGCGAGAUGGCUUUCUUCCUCGACAACAGUUAGCGUCACCGAAAAAAAAUCUAAAGAGCUUAGAAACGAUGUACACAAAGAUGAAUCAACGAUAUCAGUAGAUACAUUGUCGAAAGUUACUCGAAGACAUAACUACGCUAUGAAUCUUAGGAAGAAUUCGUUUGUGAUGUGUGAUAGGACGCUCUUAUAAAACACGGGAAUAGACGCUUCGUAAAGUGAGUGCAAAUCCGCUAUAAAUAAGUGCAAUGUCUCGGAUUAAAAACCGAACGGUCAGGGUAUGUACAUAACUUCCGUUGGACGUUCCCGACUCGUCCGUUCAUCAAAAUCCAAGAACCAGAUGCAGUGAGUCUUAUAGUUUGUACAUAGUGCCGCUUUCUAGUUAAUACUCUAUCACGAAUAGUCUCCGAGAUCGAUUUAAUCACGCAGCGGGUUGCACAGGAUUUUCACGAGAGCCGUAAAUAUUUCCGAAAAAAUCCACUUUGUUUUUAGUUACUUUCGAUUAUGUAAAAAUGUAUGUGAUAAAGAAAUUAUGUGUUUACUUUCAGAAAAGUAAUUACAUAAUUGAGAGUUCUGAAAAAUACAAAUUCUCAAGAUUUCUUGAAAUCCGUUUUUAAAGAAGUUACGACUUCUUUUACACGUAUAUUGGUUUCUUUCGAUUUUUUGGUGCGAAAAUCCUAUAUUUUGCCGGACAUCGAAGUAACAAACCAGUCUACAAGACGAGAAUGCGAGAGAACUCGAAGUUGGACUCGCUACUGUGAUUUCAUCGUGAGACUCAAUGGCCGAAAACACGAAUUCCCAAUAUCUAGCCACAGACGGAGAUCACUGCGUUACGAUAUCGAUAUUUGAAAAGUCGGAAAAUGUCGUAGCCACAAAGAUUCUCUAGCACCCAAGAGCAGUUCUUUGUCUUCAUUUUGUAUCUCUCUUUUCUUUGAUUUAAAGCAAGCGUAAACGCACAACAAUUAUGUUGAAUCAUAUUACUGAGGUCGUUAAUAAGAUCUGUUUCUAUAUUUCCUUUAUUUCUACUUCUUUUUAAUAGCUUCUCAUUUGCCCGUGCUAACAAUGAACCGACACUACCAGAUAUUUUAGCAAACUCCACAUUUUUUGCAAGGUACUGAAUACGAUCCUUUUUUUUCUAUCAAACCGUAAUUUUCAUUUCAAUUGAUGAAGUUCAUUCAAUACAUUCCAUUGUCGCUCCUUUCUGCAUUUCAUUCCAAAAUUAUUCUCAUCCAUUCAUAAAUUUAUUUGAUAUAAUAUAAGAGACAAAAAUAUAUGUCUGCAGCCUCUUCCUCACGACAUUUAUUUGCGAACUAGUAAUAUUAUUUUGGGACCUCAGUUACAUUCGUAGCAUAAUUGUUUACAUGUCGGAUUGUCCAUGUUAUUAGUAUGAUUGUACUAUAUCAGUGUACUCCCUCGUACGUGGAGAGUAAGAAAGCUUCAUGCUCUAGAUAAAACUGCAAAAAACAGCUCGGGUCUGAACGAGAGAGAAACACGACUUAUUCUAGAGGAAAGAGUGCGAUACCCAAACGAGCCAAUUUACA